AUGGCGACAAACAAGAAACAGCAACAAAAGCAGCAGCUGAGCAUGGCAGCUAGUGCGAUAGCUCUUCGCGGGGUUCAUUUGUUCCUGAGCGCCGGACGGGCCGCCGCCGAAAGACGGGCUGCCACUGCCAUACAUGCUCCCGCACCUAGGAAACCUCGUCUCAAGCCAGUACUGCCCACACACAAACUGCAGCAAAAAACAGUAGAACUGCUGCUAAAGACUACUAAAUUUAACAAAAAUGAACUGGAGGCUCUAUACGUGAUGUACAGAAAGAUAGUUAAUAGCGCUCAGACAACAAUUUCGUCAUCCGCUAUCGGUCAACCGCCUGCUAAAUUUGACGGUAUAGAUCUAUGCACAUUCCGAGAUUUAAUGCACAACACGUUCGAUCUGGUCACGGAGGAAAUGGUCCUGGAGAGGGUUUGGGCGACUUGGGAAAGGGGAGCCGGUGGUGGAGAGGGGGCGAUCAAGUUCGAAGCGUGGGCUCGUGGACUCAGCAAGUUGUUGAGAGGAACGGAUGAGGAGAGACAGAUACAUUGCUUCUCUGUGUAUGAUCUGAAUGCCGACGGCUUCAUCACUAGGGACGAAAUGUUUUUGCUCUUGAAGAAUUCCCUUUUAAAGCAGCCAGGCGAUGAAGACCCUGAUGAGGGUGUGCGAGAUCUGGUGGAGUUAGUAUUGAAGAAACUUGAUGUGGACAAUGAUGGGAAAGUGUCUCUGGAUGAUUAUAGGUUAGCGGUAGAGCAAGAACCGUUGCUGCUGGAAGCCUUCGGCCAAUGUCUACCUUCAAGACGACAAGCGCUUGCUUUUCUUAAGACUUUAACUAACAAAUGA
Parnassius mnemosyne (clouded apollo) is the source of this 828-nucleotide messenger RNA. NCBI's taxonomy places the organism in Eukaryota, Metazoa, Arthropoda, Insecta, Lepidoptera, Papilionidae. The record is from the annotation of a GenBank genome assembly.